Messenger RNA from Harmonia axyridis, 3417 nucleotides. RefSeq names its product ER membrane protein complex subunit 1 (gene EMC1). Lineage: Eukaryota; Metazoa; Arthropoda; Insecta; Coleoptera; Coccinellidae. Gene Ontology annotation, biological process: protein folding in endoplasmic reticulum. Gene Ontology annotation, cellular component: EMC complex. Gene Ontology annotation, molecular function: protein binding. The record is from RefSeq and is a predicted model, not a curated record. The coding region runs from base 43 to 2718 and encodes 891 amino acids. The transcript has 2 exons.
GUCAACUCCGGCAUAUUUGAGGUUACGUUAGGUGAUGUAGAAAUGGCAAGAAAUAUUUUUUAUGUUUCUUUGGAACUGCCUCUGCUUUUUUUGUAUAUUAUUUUAUUUUUUACACAAUCAUGCAGUGGUUUAUACGAAGAUCAAGUUGGAAAAUUUGACUGGAAAAAAUCUUUCAUAGGAAAAGUUAAAUAUGCAUCUUUUGAAAGUGAUAAACUCAUUGUAGGAACUGAAGCAAACGUUUUAGCUUGUUUAAAUGUGAAAAAUGGCAAUAUUAUAUGGCGUCAAGUUAUGGAAAAUGCAGCUGAACAACAAAUUCAACAAUUUCAAGUCAAUAAAGCGAUUAUCUCAAUUUCAGGAGCAGACAAAACUUGGUAUGUUCGGGGUUGGGAAAUAAGCUCUGGUGUAUUACUCUGGGAGUGGACUCUCAAUUUAGAUGCAGUUUUUACUACAACUUACUGGUCGAUUAUUGAGAAAGAAAAACUUAUUCAUAUCAUCCCUACUGAAGCUUCUCAUAUUGAAGUAUUCUCGUAUCAUCUUGAGUCUGGUGAAACAAAAAUGAAAGCUAAACAAAUUUCUAGUCCAUGGCUUAAAAAUGUUUCCAAGUGCGUUGUAACUGCAGGAUACUUUGUCUGUAUUUUAAACAAUAAUGGGAAGGAUGAAAUUAAGUACAUAAACCUUGAGAUAAAUUCACCACAAGUAUCAUCUAUCUCUAUAGAUCUUUCAGAUUCAGGAGAAGCUGAAAUUUUGAAUUUUGAAAAUGAAAUUCCAUCAGUUUUGGUAGUCAAGGAUAAUAUUGCAAGAAUUGUUCAAUUUAAAGACAAAGUAGAAAUAUUUCCAUCACCAUUUUUGAAGAAUGUUAUUAGUGUGAAAAAUGAUGAUGAAGAUCAAUUGUUUCAGCUUGAAAUAAAUCUUGAUAAUCCUAAAAAAUUACUGAGAUUAACAAGGGAAAAUUCUAUUGGAGAAAAUAAAUUACUGAUAGACUUAGAAUAUCCCAAAGGUCUUGGUGUACCAUAUCUAAUAGCAGGAGUAUGUAGGAAAAAUAUUUGUGAUCUAUUACUCUCAAGUAUUGAUCAUGCAUUAAUCUUAGUUAGAAUACCUGAGGGAAAAAUAAUUUGGACUAGAGAAGAAGCUCUUUCUGAUAUAAUAGCAGUUGAAUUUUUCGAACUUCCAGUUUCUGAACUUGAUGCAAGUAUAGAGAAUGAAUUUAAAAUUUCAUCGCAGGAUAUAUUCAGUAUGUUUCUUCACCGAAUAUCAACACAAACAAGACAAUUAUCAAAUUCUCUCUUUGGUUCAAAACUGCAAAUGGAUAAUAUGUUAGUGAGGGACGAUUUUGGACUACAUAAAAUUAUUGUUGUUGUUACCAGAAUUGGAAAAUUAUUUGGAAUUGAUACUUUAAGUGGCCAAAUUGUGUGGAGUUAUAGAAUACCUCACAUUCUACCUUUUGAUAAUGACCAUGACGAAGUUGUCCUUUUAUUAGUACAAAGAACUGCAAGAUAUUCACCAUUACCAGCUCAAUGUACUUUAUUAGCAAAAGAUGCUAUGACAGGAUAUACAAUAAUGUUCCAAUUCGACCCAAUUACUGGCUAUAGUUCUCAAGGAAUUGUGAGAAUUAAUAAAAAGGUUAAACAGACUAUGCUAUUGCCUUAUGAAGAUACCAAUCAUUUGAAACCAUUCAUCACUAUAAACAAUGAUGAUAUUGUUGAAGUUUAUCCAAAAGAAGCAAGACAUCUUGUUGAGAGUCAUCUAUCAUCUAUUUAUUUCUAUAUGGUUACUGAUACUUCUAUAGAAGGUUAUUCUUUGAAUUCUGAAUCUGGAAGGCUGAAAGCAUCACUCAAUUGGAACUUUUUAUUAGGAUCUUCAAAAUUACUUGCAACUAGUGUGCGACCUACUGGUGAACGAGUACAUUCACAAGGACGUGUACUUCCAGAUAGAUCUGUUUAUUACAAGUACGUUAAUCCAAAUAUGAUUGCUGUUGCUACUGUUACAGAUGAUCCAGUUCAUAAACAAGUAUUAAGUGUAUAUUUGCUUGAUGGAAUUACUGGUUUUGUAAUUUAUUCAUUGGCUCACAAAAAGGCUCGUGGUCCAGUAAAUUUGGUACAUUCGGAAAAUUGGCUUGUUUAUACUUUCUUCAAUGAAAGAUAUCGCAGAACUGAACUUGCUGCUCUUGAGCUAUAUGAAGGACAUAUCCAAAGCAAUUCAACUGUGUUCAGUUCCUAUGCUAUGAGUCAACUUCCCCAAGUUCAAACUCAAAGUUAUAUUCUACCAGCUUUACCAACUAAAGUUACUGUUACUUUAACAGAGAGAGGUAUAACCAACAAAUGUUUGCUAGUAGCCCUGAGUACUGGUGCUGUAGUAGAAAUUCCUUGGGCAUUGGUACAACCAAGAUUUGCUGAUAUACCAUGUGGUCCAGAAGAGAGUUGCUACCCUUAUAUGCCUGAAAUACCUCUGAACCCAGAAGCUGCAAUUAAUUAUAACCAAACAUUAUCUAAAGUUAACGGAAUAUCUGUUGCACCAGCUAGACUGGAAAGUACUAGUCACAUUUUAGUUUAUGGCUUAGAUAUUUUUUACACAAGAGUAGCACCAUCUAAAACCUUUGACGUAUUGAAGGAAGAUUUUGAUCAUAAGCUAAUUAUUUUAGUUUUGAUUGGACUUAUUUUGGCAUCAUAUGUCACUAAAACUUUGGCUUCUAGAAAGGCUGUUAAACAGGCAUGGAAAUGAAAUAAAAAAGGUAUGCAGUUUUAUAGGAUAUUCAGUUAUAUGAAGUUUUUUAGGGCUGGUUGUAUUGUUGCUUUGCCUUAAAUUGACCAUUUAGUUAUAGCCCUCUUUUAGAAAAUUCUUGUGUUCAUAGUGAACUGAGUCUAAGUGGUCAUUCAAUAUUGUAUUCUCCAAGAAUUAUACCAACAGACAGAUCAUGUAGUUUUCAUUAUAGAUGAAAUUUAUUGUAUAACCUCACUUUUAAUUUGUGUUGGUGGUAUUCACUUAUUCAAUAUAUAUUAUAGAUAAUGGAACUGGACUGAACAUACCUAUGUUAAUGAAGAUUAUCAAGUUUCAAUGAAACCAGUCUUAUGAUUAAUAUGGAACACAUUUAGUAAUAAUUUAAUUAUUUUUUCAGAUGAAGAACCUAUAAGGCAUGUGUAAGAAUAGUAUUUAUUAUUUCAUUUUGUAGACUUCUUCAGUCUCACAUGUAAAUAUUUAUCUUGUAGUAUUUGUGUCAAGGAUAAAUUCAAAUAUCCAUAACUUCAGUUACCUGUUUGUUGAUACUUGGUGUAAACAGUAGAAUUUUAUAUUGUACAAUUAUGUUUUUUGUGUGGCUUCACUAUGGUUAAGCCUUGUUUGAAUAAUUGUAAUUUUCUUAUUCAAAAUGGAAUUGGUUGGCAGUUUGAAUGGAUAUUUAAGAAUAAAAUAUUAAAGAAAAUA